GGCAUGGAAACUCUACGCUACUGUACAAGAAUUCUAGCCUAAUGCUACUGCUUGUCUAACACUCACCGAUGUUAUACACAUCUUUGCGUAGCAGCGUAUUCUCUUUCUCUCUGACCUCAAUAGUUCACAGAAUCGUUGACCAACGAUGCAUUCCUGGCUACAAUGUAGCACGUUGUUGUUGAUCCACUUCUAUCGCAGUGUUCUGAAGAGUUUGGUAUGUAAUUUGUAGGCUCGUAGAGUUCUUGUUCUGUUGUUUCGGGUUUAAUUGUUAUGGUCUUGGGGAUGGAUCGGGAGCGGGAGAGAGUAAGGGUGGAGGAGCAGUGAAUGCGAGAGAAGGUGUGAUGAAGUUUUGAUGCGGUGAGGAAUUGAUUGUAGAGGAGGAGAAGGGAAGGGGGUGAAGAUGAGAGGGGGCAGGUUCCAAGCUAAGAGCAAUGAGGAUGCCAAUGUGCGGAAUGCGGAGGCAUUGUUCGAGACUAGGACGGUCGUAGAGAUCCGUGAAGUGGAAGCUCACACGCGCGAUGAGAUCGAGGAGAAGAAAGAGGAGCUGCGGCAACUCGUGGGUGCCAGUUAUCGCGACUUGAUCGAGUCUGCGGAUUCGAUUUCGCUCAUUAAGCAGUCAUGUCAGGCAGUAGUGGCCAACAUUGGCAAGAUGGAGGGGGGAUUCGAGGAUUUGAAGCGGAGUGUGACUGUGAAUGUCUUGACACCUGCUGCGGAUAUCGAGCGAAAGAGGAGAGGGAGCCUGUACGAAGUUGGCUCUAGGGUUAAGUAUCUCGUGGAUACGCCAGAAAAAAUCUGGGGGUGUCUGGACGAGCAUAUGUAUUUGGAGGGUGCGGAGCGGUACUUGAGAGCCAAGGAAGUGCACUCGAUUUUAACUGGGAUUGGAGCAAAGGAGGAGCUGCUUGGGAGAUUUCCGCUGCUGCGCCAGCAAUGGACCUUGAUUGAGAGGUUUCGUGGGCAAAUUUCGAAGCGUAGCAAGGAUAGAUUGCAGGAGCCGGGAUUGAGUCUUGUAAAUUAUGCGGUUGCUUUGGCCGCUUGCGGCAUCAUUGAUGAGCUUAAUUCCUCGCAGGUCUUCGCUCUGUCUCUGGAAUCGUGCAAGUUGUGGUUAAGGUCGCACCUGCGUGCUUGGGUGCAGGGUAGGAAUUCUGGGGAUAAUAGAGAAGGGAUUGAUAUUGCGACGGAUGUAGCGACUUCCCUUUGCAAGUUGAUGCAUAUGAUUCAGACCUCCGUGUGCCAAAUCGGGGUGUUGUUUUUGGAGGUUUCGACUGGAAAGAUGCCCCUGCUUUACAGUACUGUCCUGGCAGCUCCGCCCGGUUCACAGCUCUUUGGAGGUAUCCCUAAUCCCGAAAUGGAAGUGGCGGCGUGGAAGAAAUAUAGAGAGAAGCUCGAGAGCAGCAUGGUCUCUUUGACAGGAUCAUACAUUUCGGAUGCCUGCGUGUGGUGGCUUAAGGAUUGCGCUGAAGAAAUUGCUGUAGAAUCGCGACCACUGAUAGCGCUGCUAAAAACGGGUAAGGGAUUGGCUGAUGUCGAGAGCCUGGUACGCGAUGGUAUGAAUAAACAGGAUGCAUUAGCAGAGAGCCUUGACUGGCUGCAAGGCACUUUUGGAAAAUUCAUAGACUCUCCAUGGGACUGUUUAUGUGAGCUCCUUUUGAAGGCUCCCACAAAUCUAUGGGACAAGUUAUUUGAGGAAUUGUUUACCAACCAAAUGAAGGUGAUUAUAAACGGGGGUUUCGAGAAAAUCAACGUGAAGGAGAUGAUCGAUAAUUGCCUAGAGGUAAUAGGACCAACUGCUGCCGUAGAAGGCACUAAGAAGAAGCAAGUGUCAACGGCAGAUGCAAGUAGAAUCGUUCUCCAAGAGUUGGAUCCUAAUUACGACGGAAAGCUACAUUGGAAAUCUGGCAAUGUAGAGACUGAGUGGGAUGGUGACGCCCGAUUCUUCUUCACUCCAGAAGUCACGAAUGUGAGGCACAAAGUAGACGAAAGUCUGAAUUUGAUACUUCAGGACUUAGUAAGCUUUUUGCAAGGGCCUCACAUGCAGGUAAGAACUGAUUUAGUAGCGCCCUAUCUACAGGAACAAUGUUUCAGGUGGGUAUCUUCUACAACCUUGGUCAUUGAAACUCGGCUUUUGAAGCUUUCGGAAAAUAUGGCAAAAGCAGCUACGGAAGCAUUGAAUCUGAGUGUGGAGAGUCCAAAACAAGUGUUGGAAGUCAAUUCGCAUAGUAGACCUGUCAGUAAAAGUGGUAUCAACAUUCACGCAUCCAAGACAGGAAAUACUUCUAAGGUGUUUGAACAAGCUUUAUUCCUGGGACGACUUUCUGCAGCAUUAGGAGAGCAUUCUACUUCUCUGCCUUCCCUUUUGGGGUCCUCAUCAUGGAACACUCCUCUUCGUCAAACCUCAACCAAGGUUCCGUACCAAAUGACGAGGCAAUCAUUGUGGUCUGAGACAAACUCUAGUUUUGAGGGUUCUGUAAAGCGGUCUUCCAGAAGAGGAGUCAGAGAUACGUCACUGCCAACUUCUGAUGAUGGAGGAGCAAAAUUGCGGGAAUUGCGAAGUGGAUUAAGACAGCAGAGCAUUGCUGCCCACCAGAUUUGGAUUCGUUGGAGCACUGAUAAUUUGUCUGGCAAUCUCUUGAGAGAUCUGCAUCUAGAUGAAUGCUUGUCGACUCUCACACCUCUCAAGGGAUGGGAAGAGACUGUAAUCAAGUCCAUUGGAGACGAAGCCGAAGAAGUGGACGCGCAUAUAUCAGUGCCAGCUAUGCCGUCACCUUACGUCGUUGCAUUCUUGUUCGCUGGUUGCCAAAAGAUCCAUCGGAUUGGUGACCAUGUUCUAGAUAGAGCUGUUUUGGAGUUGUUUGCUUGGGAACUUUUAGAGAAGGUUUUGAUAAUAUAUGAGAAGUUCAUGUCUCAUCUCUCGUUCAUGAACUCGCGUGUGUCAGAGAAAGGCUUGCUGCAGCUCCUUUUUGACCUUAAGUUUCUAGCAGAUGUACUUUCAGGAGGUGAAGAGGUUCGUAUAGAAAGCUUAAGUGUAAUUGGGACUGAGGAUCUGACUCCUUCCUCUGCAUUGAAGAAAGCUACGAGUUUGAAAGCAGACAUUGGCCGUAAGAGAUGGGUCGACAAAUUGCUAAAUGAUUUACAUAAUCGCAUUGAUCCUAUUGAUUGGGCUACGUAUGAGUCGUACUUGUGGGAGCAAGAGCGGCGAUAUUAUCGAAGUUGUGCAGUGCUUUUUGGAUCCCUCAUCCAGCUGAAACGUCUUCAUACCGAUGUUCCACAGAAACUUAUGUCUACUGGAGACUCUAACACACUCAACAUGUCUGCAACUGUCCCACGUUUUACUUACCUUCCUAUCAGCGAUGAUGUCUCUACAUUUUCCUUGUCCGAUUCACCAUCUCAGAAUUCUCAAGGAUCUGCCAAGCUGCUGCAGCAACUCAUGGGAGUGGGAACCAAGCUUGGAGAGGGAACGCUUGGGAAGCUACUCAGUGAUGGACAAGUGAAUCGCUUCAAAGACAAAUCUGCUGCAGCUAUUUCUACGUUUGGUGAUAUGCUACCAGCGCAAGCAGCGGGACUUUUCUCCUCCAUUGGAAGUGCAAUGAAACAAGAUUCCCAUAACACAAUUUAUUACUAGGUGUUACAGGAAGUAUCGCCUCGUGAAGGGAAUUGUUUCAUGUGCAUCCUUUCACUAAGGUUCCCUGCAUGAGACUGCACAAAUCCUGGAACUUCAGUCGGGGUGCAUCUUCAGAUGUUCUAUAUUAGGAGCAUGUAUAUGUCGAUAACAAAUUCCGGAUGCUCAGCAUGAAGGAAAUUGAAAGACACUAGGAUUUGGAGAUUGAAAGACACUAGGAUUUGGAGGGUUACUGGCAGAAAUGAAAUUGUUAUUGAUGUUUUGUGGAAAUGUCCACGUGUUUUGGGGGACGUUUAUAAGUAGUGGAUCACUGGAUUAAUCGUGAAAUAUUACGAUUCUAAUCGCAAUGCAGGUUAUCUUGGCUGCAGUUGACAAACCAUGAAACAUAGAUUCUAAGUGCAAGGCCAACCUUGUGACACAGUCAGUAUCCUCUGCAAAGACCCCAAAUAUAUUUUGAUUGAAGAACAUAAGACUAAUCAUUUUCCGAUU
Molecule: messenger RNA, 4105 nt
Organism: Physcomitrium patens
Lineage: Eukaryota; Viridiplantae; Streptophyta; Bryopsida; Funariales; Funariaceae
Source: RefSeq, a predicted model, not a curated record